Messenger RNA from Elephantulus edwardii (Cape elephant shrew), 1524 nucleotides. It is a transcript of the gene BICDL2, whose product is annotated as coiled-coil domain containing 64B. NCBI's taxonomy places the organism in Eukaryota, Metazoa, Chordata, Mammalia, Macroscelidea, Macroscelididae. Gene Ontology annotation, biological process: vesicle transport along microtubule; Golgi to secretory granule transport. The transcript has 9 exons. The record is from RefSeq and is a predicted model, not a curated record. The coding region runs from base 1 to 1524 and encodes 507 amino acids.
AUGAGCUCCCCAGACAGGCCAGGCUUCCCGUCGGGGCUGCUCUCGGGGGGCGCCUCCCCCAGCGGCGAUGAGGGCUUCUUUCCCUUCGUGCUGGAGCGGCGGGACUCGUUCCUGGGAGGGGCCCCUGGACCCGACGAGCCGGAAGACCUCGGUCUGCAGCUGCAGCGGAGGGAGAAGGACUUGCUGCUGGCCGCGGAACUUGGCAAGAUGCUUCUGGAGCGAAACGAGGAGCUGAGCCGUCAGUUGGAGGCCCUGAGCGCCCAGCACGCCGAGCGGGAGGAACGACUGCAACAGGAGAACCAUGAGCUCCGGCGGGGCCUGGCAGCCCGUGGAGCCGAGUGGGAGGCCCGAGCCGUGGAGCUGGAGGGAGACGUGGAGGCUUUGCGGGCCCAGCUUGGAGAGCAGCGCUCUGAGCAGCUGGACAGCGGGCGCGCGCGAGCGCGCGCUCUGGGCGAGCUCAGCGAGCAGAACAUGCGGCUCAGCCAGCAGCUGGCUCAGGCCUCCCAGACAGAGCAGGAGCUGCAGAAGGAACUGGAUGCCCUCCGAGGGCAGUGCCAGGCACAAGACAUGGUUGGGGCAGAGCUGAGGACUCGGUUAGAGAGCUUGCAGGGGGAGAACAAAAUGCUGCAGAGUCGCAGGCAAGACCUGGAGGCGCAGAUCCGAGACCUGCGUGAGGAAGCAAAGAAGGGCCAGGACCGGCUGCAGGCCACCCGAGAGGAGCUGUUGGUGCUGCAGCGAGAGAAGCGGGAGCACAGCCUGGAGCUGGAGCGCGCACACUUCGAGGCUGGGGAGGCUCUGAGUGCACUGAGGCGGCUUCAGCGAAGGGUGUCCGAACUGGAGGAGGAGUCCCGCUUCCAGGACGCUGAUGUGUCAGGUGCCUCCCUGCAGUCUGAGCUUGCCCACAGCCUCGAGAGCGAUCAAGACCAGGGCACAGACAGACACAGAGAUGCCCCGACGUCCCUGUCCCCAAGUACCCAAAAGGCAUCCAGUCCACAACCUUCGCUCCAGGUGGAGAGCUUGGAGCCCCCCAAGAAGCGGGCAACCCUGAACCCAGCGGAUAUGCUGGAGGAGAGGGAGGCAGAAGUGGCCAGGCUCCAAGAUGAAGUGGCACUGCAGCGGGAAGAGCUGCAGUCCCUGCGGGAAGAGCUGCAGCGGCAGAAGGAGCUGAGGGAGCAGCAGGACCCGGGGGCAGCCCUGAGUAGCGCCCUCUCUGACAGGGACAAGGCUGUGAACAAGGCCCUAGAGCUGUCCCUGGAGCUCAGCAGUGUCUCACUGGAGCGGGACUCCCUUUCCCGGGAGCUGCUGCGCGCCAUCCGUCAGAAGGUGGCGCUGACACAGGAGCUGGAAGCCUGGCAGGAUGACAUGCAGGUGGUGAUCGGGCAGCAGCUGCGCUGGCAGCGCCAGAAGGAGCUGAGUGCCGCCGCAGCCUCCACUGCCUCGUCCCGCAGCAGCUCAUCGCGCUUCUUGCGGCGCCUGGGCCCGGGGCCCGCAGGUGGCUUCCUCAGCCUCUUCCGGAGGACCUGA